This is a messenger RNA of Lytechinus variegatus (green sea urchin), 1314 nucleotides long. RefSeq lists its product as uncharacterized. The transcript has a single exon. The record is from RefSeq and is a predicted model, not a curated record. Lineage: Eukaryota; Metazoa; Echinodermata; Echinoidea; Temnopleuroida; Toxopneustidae. Bases 1 to 1314 code for a protein of 437 amino acids.
AUGGGUGAUUUCAAUCGUUUAAACAUUGUUCCACUCCUACAAGGUCAUGGUUUAAAGCAAGUGGUCAAUAAAUCUACCUGUAAUGACGCCAUCCUAGACAAGAUUAUUACAAACCUAGACUCCUUCUAUGCUCCCAUAACUUUGCUCUCGCCUAUCGGACGAAGUGACCACAAUGGAGUCCUUUGGUCGCCAGAUUCUAACCACCUAAAACCUCCAAAUAAGACACAGCGAAAAGUCAUUCGUCCAAUGCGGGAUUCUGAUGUGAGACAAUUUGGCCAGUGGAUAUCUAGCCAUGAUUGGUCCAACGUCCGUGAUGCUGGAAAUGUUGAUGCUAAGUGCAAUGAAUUCUACUCAGAUCUCAAUGCAGCAAUUGAUAGAUUCUUCCCAGCUAAAACAAUCCAAGUUCAUUCGAGAGAUAAGUUAUGGGUUACCCCGAGAAUCAAAGCACUAAUCAAGAAGAGACAGGCUGCCUUUGCAAAAAGGUCUUCUGAUUGGCACCGCCUUAGGAAUAAAGUGCAAAGAGAGAUACGGGAAGCCAAAAAGAAGUAUUACAGAGACAGAGUUCAACGGUUAAAGAAGCAGAAUCCUCGAGCUUGGUAUCAGUUCAUCAAGCUCCAGACGUCCACCUCUGCACCCAGUAUCACGCUCGAUAUUCCUGGGUUAGAGCCUUCGGACCAUCAAGGGAUUGCUAACGCGAUCAACGAUCAUUUCGUUAACAUUUCCAUUGAUAUCCCAAGGCUUGAUAGAGACUCUCUUCCAACAUGCUUUCCAUGCCGUCCACAAGACUUUCCUUCGGUCCAACCAUGGAAUAUCUACAAGUACCUCAAGAAAGUUAAACCUGGAAAGAGUUGUGGACCAGACGGAAUUUCCACCAAGCUUAUCCAAGAGUUUGCCGUUGAAUUUAGUGUACCAAUUACAUACAUUGUCAAUGCUUCGCUUCAAGAAGGGACAGUUCCACGUCAGUGGAAAAGGUCUAUCGUUGUACCAAUACCGAAGGAAUCGCCUGCAAACGAACUGACAAAGCUUCGCCCGAUUUCCCUGACGGAUCACUUCUCAAAGCUUGUCGAGCUGGUAGUUUAUCGUUUGGCUCUCGGUGAUAUUGCUCAUAACAUUGACAGUCAACAGUUCGGAAGCAGAAGCAACAUGUCAACAGCGCAUUACCCUGUUAAUCUCAUGGAGUAUGUUCACGCAACGCGGACAAGCUCGGUAACAUCACGACACUUGUGUUCACGGACUUCACCAAAGCGUUCGAUCUUGUCCAACACAACGUGGCAAUUGACAGACUGCAUUGCAUGGGUGUUCGUCCGUCGCUGA